This is a messenger RNA of Plasmodium fragile, 726 nucleotides long. RefSeq lists its product as uncharacterized. The record is from RefSeq and is a predicted model, not a curated record. The coding region runs from base 1 to 726 and encodes 241 amino acids. Lineage: Eukaryota; Apicomplexa; Aconoidasida; Haemosporida; Plasmodiidae. The transcript has 2 exons.
AUGGAGAGAGGAGAUUUUUACUUAAAAGAACAACUGGAGGAUGACCAAUUUAACAGAAGCAUACAAAAUGAGUACAAGCAAAGGUUUAUAGUAGUUAAUGAAAAUGAAGAGCAUGUGGAGGAGGCCUCGUUGGAGGCUCCAUCCGGAAGAGGUUCCCUCAGCGAAGCGAAGCAACCACCCCUGAAGCAAUACGUGUCUCCAUUUAUUGACCUGGGGAAAAGAUUUUACUCUUCCAUGACCCUGUUAUACGAACCCAAGUUAAUUCACUUGUCUGUCUUGUUGACCACCCUGUGGGCUUUUAAAAGCAUAAAGUGCAUAAACCAGUUGCUCAUUCAUAAGUAUGCUGACCUGCAUUAUCAAAUUACUCGCCCCGAUUCACUGAGGAGUAGGUACAGAGCAUUCAAGGUGUUAGCACUUGGGGGAUCCGUUCUCCCCGCAUCUUUUAUUGGUUUUACUCUGUACGAUUAUUACUGGGGCAGGACUAACUCGGUGUUCGUUCCUAACAACGAGGGAGGGGUCUCCCCGGAGAAGAAUACCUCUCCCCUUAUCCCGUACACCCUGCGGAGGGACAUAUCGAGGAAGAUGCGCCUGCUGAAGGAGAGAACCCUUUUCUUCGCAAAGGACCUGGCCGAGAAUAACAAUUUUAAGAGGUUGUCAAGGGAGUACCACAGGAGCCUCGACCGGCGCCUGCAUGGCCUGAGCGAAAAGAAGGGCCCUGUGGAGUAG